Messenger RNA from Eupeodes corollae, 3938 nucleotides. It is a transcript of the gene GABA-B-R2, whose product is annotated as gamma-aminobutyric acid type B receptor subunit 2. The record is from RefSeq and is a predicted model, not a curated record. Gene Ontology annotation, cellular component: membrane; G protein-coupled receptor heterodimeric complex. NCBI's taxonomy places the organism in Eukaryota, Metazoa, Arthropoda, Insecta, Diptera, Syrphidae. The coding region runs from base 148 to 3792 and encodes 1214 amino acids. Gene Ontology annotation, biological process: gamma-aminobutyric acid signaling pathway; G protein-coupled receptor signaling pathway. The transcript is spliced from 15 exons. Gene Ontology annotation, molecular function: G protein-coupled GABA receptor activity.
UAUCAGAUACAACAUCUCUUUUUUAUUCAGCACAAUUUUCAGUCUUGAGAAAUAAAAUUUCAUAAGAAAAAAGUUCAAAAAUGUUAUUUUAAAAUCAAAAAACCACUAUCCAGGAGUUUGGAAUAAUAAAAAACAUCAAUACUUAAAAUGGAUAUUUCACACAGGACAGCACAAAAACUAAAGAUCACUUAUAUAAAUAUAACAUGGGCAUUAUUAGUGCUGUUAUCUGUGCAUCAUUCACUAGCAACUCGAGCGAGUUCAGCUAAGAGGUCAGACGUAUAUAUUGCAGGAUUUUUUCCAUAUGGUGAUGGCGUUGAAAAUUCUGAUACAGGGCGUGGGGUAAUGCCAAGCGUCAAGUUGGCUCUUUCCCAUGUCAACGAACAUCCAAGGAUUCUCACAAAAUACCGCCUACACAUGUGGUGGAAUGACACAGAGUGCAAUGCUGCUGUUGGUGUGAAGUCUUUCUUUGAUAUGAUGCACUCUGGCCCAAAUAAACUUAUGCUCUUCGGAGCUGCAUGCACCCAUGUCACAGAUCCAAUAGCUAAAGCUAGCAAGCAUUGGCAUCUUACACAGCUUUCCUAUGCAGACACUCAUCCAAUGUUCACCAAGGAUGCAUUUCCAAAUUUCUUUAGAGUCGUUCCAUCAGAGAACGCAUUCAAUGCACCUCGCUUGGCUCUACUCAAGGAAUUCAAUUGGACACGAGUUGGAACGAUCUAUCAAAAUGAGCCAAGGUACUCCUUACCACACAAUCACAUGGUCGCCGAUCUCGAUACAAUGGGAUGUGACGUCGUCGAAACUCAGAGCUUUGUUAAUGAUGUCAACGAAUCGUUGCGGAAACUUCGUGAAAAGGAUGUUCGAAUCAUUUUGGGCAACUUUAACGAACAAUUUGCUAGGAAGGUUUUCUGUGAAGCUUAUAAGCUUGAAAUGUAUGGUCGAUCUUAUCAAUGGCUUAUUAUGGCCACCUAUUCUGUUGACUGGUGGAACACUACUGCGGACUCUGAAUGCACUGUCGAAGAGAUCACAAAAGCUAUGGAGGGCAUAAUCCUGGUCGAUUUAUUACCUCUUUCGACAAGUGGAGACAUAACUAUUGCUGGAAUUACCGCCGAUGAAUACCUUUCGGAAUAUGAUAGCUUGAGAGGCAAUGAAUACUCCAGAUUCCAUGGAUAUACCUAUGAUGGAAUAUGGGCAGCGGCAUUAGCAAUUCAAUAUGUUGCUCAGAAGCGUGACGACUUUUUGUCGCAAUUUGAUUAUCGUGUUAAGGAUUGGGAAAGUGUUUUCUUGGAGGCUUUAAGAAAUACCAGCUUCGAAGGAGUUACUGGACCAGUACGAUUUUAUAAUAAUGAACGUAAGGCCAAUAUACUUAUCAAGCAAUUUCAAUUUGGUGAAGAGCAGAAAAUCGGAGAGUAUCAUUCGCAACUGAAUCAUUUGGAUUUGACACUUGGAAAAUCAGUUCGUUGGAACGGAAAAACUCCACCGAAAGAUAGAACUUUGAUCUACAUUGAACAUAGUCAAGUCAAUAUUAAAAUCUAUGUGGUUUCGGCUAGUGCUUCCUCCGUUGGUAUCCUCAUUGCUUUCGUUUUUCUUGCCUUCAAUGUUAAAUAUCGCAAUCAAAGAUACAUCAAAAUGUCCAGCCCACAUCUAAACAACCUAAUUAUUAUCGGAUGUAUGCUUACGUAUCUAAGUGUUGUUUUUCUGGGCCUUGACACAACUCUGAGUAGCAUUGGAGCCUUCCCAUACAUUUGUACUGCCCGAGCAUGGCUUUUAAUGGCUGGUUUUAGCUUAGCUUUUGGAGCCAUGUUUUCGAAAACCUGGCGUGUUCAUUCGAUAUUCACCGAUUUGAAGCUUAACAAAAAAGUCAUCAAGGACUAUCAACUUUUUAUGGUUGUGGGAAUAUUGAUUUUCCUUGAUGUGGCCAUAAUAACAACUUGGCAAGUGGCAGAUCCAUUUUACCGGGACACAAAGCAAUUAGAGCCUAGGCACCAUGAAAUCUUAGAAGACGUCCUUGUGAUUCCUGAGAACGAAUAUUGCCAAUCCGAGCAUAUUACCAUUUUUGUGGGAAUCAUCUACGCUUACAAGGGUCUCUUGCUGGUCUUUGGUGCGUUUUUGGCUUGGGAAACUCGUCACGUAUCAAUACCAGCCCUCAAUGACUCCAAACACAUUGGCUUCUCCGUCUACAACGUCUUCAUAACAUGCAUUGCCGGUGCUGCCAUCUCCCUUGUCCUCUCCGAUCGAAAGGAUUUAGUAUUUAUUUUACUAUCGUUUUUUAUAAUUUUUUGUACGACAGCAACAUUGUGUUUGGUGUUCGUACCGAAAGUAAGACUGGUACUUGUCGAACUCAAACGAAAUCCUCAAGGUGUUGUUGAUAAACGAGUCAGGGCUACCUUAAGACCCAUGUCCAAGAACCGUCGUGAUUCAUCAGUUUGUGAAUUAGAACAGAGGUUGAAAGAUGUCAAGAACACAAACUGUCGCUUUAGGAAGGCUUUGAUGGAAAAAGAGGCAGAGCUUCAGGCAUUGAUUCGAAAGUUAGGCCCAGAAGCAAGAAAAUGGAUUGAUGGUGUUACUUGCUCGGGUGAUACAGAGCCAAUUUUGGCAGAUUCUGGAAGGCUGUCAGCGCCACCUGUUAGAAGGGAAAUGCCUAGUACAACUGAAAUCACCGAGCUGACAUCUGUUGAUAGUGUAACAUCGACACACGUUGAGAUGGACAACACUCUAGUUUCUGUACCUUCGUCAACACCUGCACCUCCUUUAUUACCAAAAAAGAAGAAUGCUACUCCUCUACAAGAAACAGCUCCAAUCCAGCAACCACUGCAGGCAAAUCUCAUUAUUCAACCGAAACCUAAGCCCGAAGAAACGAUUAUCUACCAAAGGACACCAGUUAUUGAGAAAAGAAAUUCAGUUUCGGCUCAAACAGACGCCAAUAUUGGAGCUAUAACAACUGCAAAGCUACAGGAAUGCAACAAUAUAAAACGCGAUGAGUCUGGUCUCCGGGAAAGAAGACAAUCAACGAACCUUUCAAAAUCAGAUUCUACAAAAGAUAUUCGGGAAAAUGGAAGUCAAACUCCAACAUCAAAGCCCAAACACAAUCAAAAUCAUCGAAACUCUUCAGCAAACGCUCUUUCUACAUCAAGCACAGAUUUGAAUAAUGCUUGUCCACAUGGAGGCCCUCAUGCAAAGACCAACAACGUCUCUAAAACUCCAAUUGAAAACAGGCGUGUGAGCAUGGGAGCCGGACUUAAGUCUGGCUUUGUAGUCUCACAAAGUGACCUUUGGGAUACUCACACUCUUUCGCAUGCAAAGCAACAUUCCAGGCAAUCCCCACGAAACUAUCCGAAUCCACAGCGUUGCACUGAACACAGUCACAUCGUUCCCUAUGAUCAAACAACAUCACCAAUUCAGCGUUCAGUAUCCGAAAAGAAUCGUAACAAACAUCGACACAAGCCUCAAAAGGGGACAGUAUGUCAAAGCGAAACGGACAGUGAGCGUGAAAAGGAGCCCACCCCACCAGCCACUCAAUGCGUGCAACAACGAAAGCUAGUAAAAACCAUCCAGCAUGCUGCCCAUCAUCACUCAUCACCCAAUGUUGCACCAGAUAAACGCAAGCACCGCAUCAAAACCGAGUCUUCGAUGUACAAUGCCAGCUCGGAGUCGGAAUUAUUGGAUGGCGAGACAGCAAUAUUGCCGAUAUUUAGAAAGCUUUUAACAGAAAAGCAGCCACACUACCGAGGCCGCAGUGUUGUCGGACAAAGUUGUCCAAAUAUAUCCAUUAAAUGUGAUAUAGUUGAGUAUUUGUAAAGCGGUUUGGCUGGUUGAGAGCUUAGAUAUAUUAUAUUGGGCUUUUAAGAAACGAAUUAUGUUUUUAAUUUAAAAAAAAAAUAACUAAGAAAAUAUUGAAAAGUGCAAUAAAUAGAUCGAUUUCAUUAGAUGAAUUAAAAUACGUA